Molecule: messenger RNA, 636 nt
Organism: Suillus discolor
Lineage: Eukaryota; Fungi; Basidiomycota; Agaricomycetes; Boletales; Suillaceae
Exons: 3
Source: RefSeq, a predicted model, not a curated record
GGAUUUGUAGUUGAGCCUUAUCCAGAUCCACACGCUGGCCAAAAGAUUUCACACAAUUCAGUUGACCACACUGGUAAUGUGGCAUACAGGGCACAUCUUGCAGAUGAUGAGAACAUAUACUAUCCUUUUGCUUCCAAGAUUGAAUGGGAGGUUGCAAGAUGGGCAAAGCUUCAUGGAGCGAGUUCAACAGCAUUUUCAGACUUGCUAUCCAUUGACGGAGUUGGUGAGCACCUAGGGUUAUCAUUCAAGAAUGCAAAUGAACUGGACAAGAUUAUCGACCAUGAACUUCUGACUGGAUGCCCAAAAUUCAAACAAGAACAAAUUGUUGUUGCAGGAGAAUCUUUUGAUGUCUAUCACCAUGACAUCAUUGAAUGUAUCAAGUCAUUGUAUGGUGAUCCUGACUUCGCAAGAUACCUUACAUUUACUCCUGAGCACCAUUACGCUGAUGAAGAUCAGACCAUUCGUCUGUUACAUGACAUGAAUACUGGGAAAUGGUGGUGGAACACACAGAAAAAACUCAAUCAGCAAUGUCCAGGUGGAACCAUCAUUCCGAUUAGCAUCUCAACAGACAAAACACAAGUCACAUUGUUUCACAAUAAGACCCCAUACCCUGUAUAUCUCACAAUCGGUACUCUA